Molecule: messenger RNA, 701 nt
Organism: Dermacentor andersoni
Lineage: Eukaryota; Metazoa; Arthropoda; Arachnida; Ixodida; Ixodidae
Source: RefSeq, a predicted model, not a curated record
GCUUGAGAAGAUCCAGCGUCGCUUGGACUCCUUCCUAAUGCCCAACUUGGAGAUCGCGACUAAGUUCAUUCUGACGCCUGACAUCCACGAUGUCAUUCUGAUUCAGGGCGUCGCUAUUGACAGCGAGACGCAGGAGUACCUGAUUGGUCCCAUGUACGUGCCUCGCAGCACUCGCAGGCUCAGCUUCCCGGGCAUCUUUCACGACCGGGUGAGACCUGUGGUGAUAGUGAUGGCAGACAAGCGCUACCGUUUGCCGCAAGAGAUAGACUGGCUGCAGCGCAACGAGGGUGCGGAAAACAACUACGAGGAAUACAUGAAGCAAGAAUUUGGAGAAGAGCAGAUGUACAUCCAGGAGGACUUUUGACCUGGUCCUUGUACACUCCUGUACGCACACGACUUCGGGCGGAGUUCGUGUAAAUAAUGUAGACAGAAAAUUAAGCGUGAUAAUUUGCUAAGGAAACUUUUGUUUACUCCCGAGCAGCAGUUUCUUCUUGCGUUUUGUCUAAUCCAGUGAAGAUGUCUGUGACCUUUGCCUUGGAACUUUAUUUUCUUUCCGCAUUUUUCUAACGGCCUUCGCGCUUCUUAUAUGAUAUGUCAUUGAAUUGUACUCUGGCUCAAAUAGCAAGGAAACAUCAAGCUGCGUUUUAAAGAUGAAUGCCAAUUGAAGAACCAAGCAGUAGAAAUGGUUCAGUGGUACCAAA